This is a messenger RNA of Aureobasidium musti, 2556 nucleotides long. Lineage: Eukaryota; Fungi; Ascomycota; Dothideomycetes; Dothideales; Saccotheciaceae. The record is from the annotation of a GenBank genome assembly.
AUGACUGACGUUCACCAAAGCAAUGGCGACCUCGUCGCCGAGCACCCAACUGCUCCAGUCGAAUCUUCGCCCACUGGCAUCAAGCGAAAGCGCCACGAGUCCGAGAACACCCAACAACCACAACCACAGACACAGACACAGCUGUUCCAAGACCUUUGGGAGCUUCUGAAGACGUUCGUCGCGUCCAUCAACAACCAUCUUGACUUUCUCAUACUGACAACCAUGAUAGANAACGAUCCCGAGCCUUCAGUCUUGCACCUGCCACUUCCAAACGCGUCGCGACUCUCUCACACCAAUGGCGAUUCUACCAAGCGUCCAAAACUUGACCACGAGGACGAUCAAAACACUAUCGCUUUACGCUUGCAGAACAACCUCUACCAAAGUCUUGACGACUUCGAGCAUGAUCUGGACCACGCUCUCGACACCCUCGUCGAGCCACUGAAGGCUAAGGAUCCCACCAAGAGCGCCCAACGUCUUGCCAACCAGGAUGUCACCACAAUGCGCACCCUCUCAAAUUUCCGUACCCUCAUCAAGGACUGUUUAGAUCGCGAACGACCCAAGGAUGUGAAGGUGCCCAUCAAGAAGGAGGACGAAGAUUCGCUUGCGACAAAAUCUGAGAAGACCGUCCUGAGUCUGUACGGAAAUGCUCCCCAAGCGAGACAACUCUUCUCGAGUCUGCCACAUUCAAACGCCUCCACACAAGCUCCUGGCCUCUCUAUCGAGGAACUCGGCCUACCCGCCAUGCUCUCUGCCACCAAAGUCGUACCUUUAUCUUCCAACGACGCUCUCGUCACGCGAAAGGCCAAUCCUACUUUUGCCGAUGUCUUCCCUUCGCCUGCAACUCUGCCAACCCUCAACCCUCCCAAGCCGACUAAACACUCCUCAUCCAAGUCUACUACAAUUUCAUGGACGCGUGGUGAACUUCCGAAAGCCUCGAGAAAGGCCGGAUACACUCUACAACCCCUGACCGUGGGAACCUGGGUAGGCUAUGGUGCCAACGAAAUCAAGGAAUCCGCAUCUGCAAUCAAGCGCAGGCGGAGGGAAAGUCUUCUGAAUGGCCAGGAACAACCGAAGCCCACUGAAGAAGUAACCCCUGCCGACAUCAUCGCUCAAGAGACUGCUCUAUUCCGUGCCGCAUAUUCGGGCUUUGCUCCGACCCAGGACAACUCCAAGGCUUUGGUGGCCAAAGAAACAAAGGAUAUGGUCUGGUGGCACAGAAUGGGUCAGAGACGAUUUGAUGAUCACUUCGUUCUCGAUCCGGCUUUGCAGGAAUCGCCCUUCAUCGACGAUCCCGAGGCAUUAGCCAAGCAGGCCUCUGUUACAGAAGCUGAAAACACUCUGGGUGCAGACGACCUUGAAGCAAUCCAGAAGGCCAUCGAGGAUUUCGAUGAAGACGCCUUGAAGCCCAACAAAAUUGAAGUCGUGUCCACCAUCAAUGAAGAAGAGCGCGAAGUCGAACAGAUGCUCGUCGAAAUCUCAGACCUUCUGAAAGCUUUAUCAUCACAUCAACGGAUUCGCAACUCUUACAUUCCCACUGGCUCGCGCAACCCAGCAAGUCCCAGUCCACUGUUGAGUGCCAUGGUCGGUACAGCAACUGCUCCAUCAGCCGAAGAGAACGAAACCUACAGAGCUCUGCGAUCGCAACUAGCCCAGUUGAUUUCCAAGCUUCCACCUUAUGCCGUUGCCAAACUCGAUGGCGACAAGUUCGCUGACUUGGCCGUCAAGAAGAACAUUGUCAUUCAGGGCAAGGAGUACCGUGGAACCAUGGAGGAAGACCAAUUGACUCGCGUGAUCCGCUCCUCAGCUAUGCAGGCUGCCGCUGCCCAGAAACCAGACCCCACCGCCUCAUACGGACGCACACCAUCUGUUCCCAGUCGCGCAUCAGCGAAUUACUACAAUUCCAGGACUCCGGUCGCAAACUAUCGCGGUGCUGCACAGAGCUACAAUGCACCUGCUACUGCCCCACGUGCGGGUGCCAGCUACCCUAACACUUAUAACACUAGCAGCAAUGGCCGCUCGUCCUUCAGCACGCAGUAUUAUGGUCAGCAGCGACCGACAUAUGCCUCGCAGUACAGCACUCAGACUCCUCAGCCUUCCAAUCCUGCUCGUCAAGGCUUUAACGUCCCUCAAACUACCUAUGCCCCUCGCACCACUGCCUCGACCUUUGCCAACGGUGCUUCUACUGGCGCUGCUUAUACCCCACAAAACUAUGGGCAAACGCGACCUACUUAUGGUUCUGCCAGUACACCUGUAACACAACAAACCUAUCAAUCCCGUCCGCAGAAUCUUGCAGCCUCUCAACCACAACCUUCCUCUGGCCGCGCAACACCGACAUUCGCCCAGCCUCCGAACCCAAACACACCCUCAGCAGUUGGGCCUUCUGGCUUCCACAGUACAUUGACUGCUGAACAACAGAGAGUGAUGAUGGAGAGACAGCGUGCAGCACUGGCCAUGCAACCUCAAUCUGGACUGGCGGCGCAGACAGCACCCAUGGGAAGUGCAGCACUUCAAGCUGCAAUGCAAGCUCCAGCCCAACAACCUAAUGGAUCACUAUAG